Molecule: messenger RNA, 888 nt
Organism: Aspergillus saccharolyticus JOP 1030-1
Lineage: Eukaryota; Fungi; Ascomycota; Eurotiomycetes; Eurotiales; Aspergillaceae
Exons: 6
Coding region: 1-888 (295 amino acids)
Source: RefSeq, a predicted model, not a curated record
AUGUCCACUAAGUUAGUGCUCACAGCCCGCGUCAUCGUCCGGUUGAAGACCUUUCGACGGCUCUUCGUCGACGACUUCCUCGUGCUGCUUGCAUGGGUGCUUUCCGUCAUCACAGGCAUUGUUUGGCGAGUAGAAUCACCAACACUCUACGAGCUGUAUGCACUCGGCGCCGGCACAGCGGCCUUUAUGCCGGACGUUAUACCACGGUUGAAUACGGUGAUGCGAUAUGAAGCCCCCUUCAUGUUUCUCUUUUACACCACCCUUUGGUGUGUCAAGUUUUCUUUUCUGGUGUUCUUCUACAAGCUGGGAUCGAAGAUCCACAACCAUCGUGUUUGGUGGUGGGUCGUCUCGGCGACUACCCUGGCGGUUUGGGUAGUCUCGGUGGGGGAUAUCGAUUACCAGUGUAGUUUGGGCGGCGUGGAAUUUAUUUUCGAACAAUGUAACAAGCCGUACCACAUUCGGUGGCAGAAUGGGACUUUCUGGGCCAACUGCGCGGGGGACGUCGUCACCGAUCUUCUCAUCCUUUCUAUUCCCAUUCUCAUUCUCUGGAAUGUCCGCAUCUCCUUGACCAAAAAGAUCAUUCUCCUCGGCAUCUUUGCCGCGACGAUCAUCGUCGUAGCCGUGGCGAUUAUCCGCGUGGUCACCAAUCACGCACUCAAUCACAAUAUGGAUAUGACCUGGCUGUGGAUGUGGAGUUUUAUUGAGAUGGGGACGGCGAUAAUGAUCUCCUGCGUCGCCUCCUUCCGCCAACUCUUCGUUAACUCGCAGAACCAGCACCUUUACGGCCAAGCAGUAUAUCACUCGCCGGCUAGUACUUUGCUUACUGCCUUGCGGCUGAGACAGACAGAGUCUCAGGAGGACAACAGAAGCGACGAAAUGGAAGUAUGA